GUGUGUGUGUUUUGACCCACUUUAUCCACCAGGAUGGAGCCUCCCACAUUAAGCUGGGGCCAGGAAAUUGUGGUUGCCUAGCAAGUUCCACAUCCACGGUGCAAAGUUUGAAGACGUGUUGCUCGGUCGGUGUUUGUGCCAAUUGCAAACUCACAGAAAACUCAUCUCAAACACCUUUUUUUCGAGGUCCAGUUGGCAACAGAGACGGUGCAAGAUGUCCGUCGCUGGAUUUAAGAAGCAAUUUUACAAAGCGAGUCAGAUGGUGAGUGAGAAGGUUGGAGGCGCUGAGGGAACCAAACUAGAUGAAGACUUCAAGGACCUUGAACGGAGAGCAGAUAUUACCAGCAAAGCAGUGGUGGAAAUCAUUGGGAAAACAUCAGAGUACCUUCAGCCCAACCCAGCGACUAGAGCUAAGCUGUCCAUGCUCAACACUGUGUCUAAAAUCCGUGGGCAGGUGAACAGUCCAGGCUACCCCCAGUCUGAGGGCCUCCUAGGGGAGUGCAUGACAAAGUAUGGACGGGACAUGGGCGAGGACACCAACUUUGGUGGGGCUCUAGUAGACAUAGGAGAGUCAAUGAAGAGGAUGGCUGAGGUCAAGGACUCUCUGGAUAUUGAUGUGAAGCAGAACUUUAUUGACCCGCUGCAGGCAGUUGCUGACAAGGAUAUCAAAGACAUUCAGCACCACCUGAAGAAGAUGGAGGGCCGCCGUCUGGACUACGAUUAUAAAAAAAAACGUCAGGGGAAAAUCCCAGAUGAAGAGAUCAGACAGGCCCUGGAGAAGUUCCACGAGUCCAAAGAGCUGUCCGAGAGCUUCAUGCACAACCUCCUGGAAACUGAUGUGGAGCAGGUGAGUCAGCUGUCUUCUUUUGUGGAGUCUCUGGUGCAGUACCACAGACAGGCCUCACAGAUCCUGGAGGAGCUUUCUGACAAACUGAGAGAAAGGGUGAAUGAUGCUCAGUCCCAACCAAAGCGAGAAUAUGCACCUAAACCCAGGCCAUCAUUUGACUUUGGAGAGACACAACACUCCAACGGAGCCUACGCACCAGCUUCAGCGAGCCCUCCAUCUUACUCUCCUGGUGAGCCCUGCUGUAAAGCCCUGUAUGACUUUGAGCCAGAGAACGAGGGUGAGCUGGGCUUCCACGAGGGUGACAUCAUCACCUUGAUCACUCGAAUCGAUGAGAACUGGUUUGAGGGAUCCAUUCGUGGCAAAUCGGGAUACUUCCCCAAUAACUACGUUGAAGUGGUGGUGCCACUGUAACACUGAAAACAAAAGAGGCAAGAGGGAAUCAGCAGGAUGGAGAGGAUGAAAAGGGGGAGGAUAGAGGAUUAUCAAAACAUAUCUCUUCUUUAUUAUAAUUAAAAGGUUAACAUCUCAAGACAGGGACAUAAUUUUUUGUAUCACAGAGCUAUUUGAGUAAAGGGGACAUGUUUUUUUUUUGUUUUUUUUUAAAGUUUGUCAAGAUUUAAUGGAUUUUUUAAAAGUAAGGACAGAGAUAUUUAGUUAGAAAAAUGAUGGCGUGAUGUUUGGGUGCACUUACUAUAGUUCCUGUCUUUAUAUCAUUCUCUAUGCACCUGUGCACUUUGUACACUACACUUCCAUCACCGGGACUGAUGAAGAAAGGAUGGCAUGUAUGAUAACAUAUCCAACCUGAUCCACAAACACUAAGAAGUACACUACUUCCCUAUAUUCUGAACCUUUUUUAUAUUCAAAAUAUAUGAACACAUCCUUUCUACGUAUUGGUACUACAAACAAGCAUACAUACUCAUGCAUUCUUCUAAGCACCAUAUGUCUACACUCCCAGUUGUCACCCAGUUUCCUUCAGGCUCUAGUACUGUUGUAAUCAUGGACUCGUUGGCAGUCAACAUGGAGGACUGGCUGCUGU
Molecule: messenger RNA, 1883 nt
Organism: Scomber japonicus (chub mackerel)
Lineage: Eukaryota; Metazoa; Chordata; Actinopteri; Scombriformes; Scombridae
Product: endophilin-A2-like
Exons: 8
Coding region: 215-1258 (347 amino acids)
Biological process (GO): synaptic vesicle uncoating
Cellular component (GO): glutamatergic synapse; presynapse; cytoplasm
Molecular function (GO): protein binding
Source: RefSeq, a predicted model, not a curated record